This is a messenger RNA of Labrus mixtus (cuckoo wrasse), 2674 nucleotides long. Its product is annotated as UDP-glucuronosyltransferase 2B31-like. The record is from RefSeq and is a predicted model, not a curated record. The coding region runs from base 155 to 1759 and encodes 534 amino acids. NCBI's taxonomy places the organism in Eukaryota, Metazoa, Chordata, Actinopteri, Labriformes, Labridae. Gene Ontology annotation, molecular function: UDP-glycosyltransferase activity. The transcript is spliced from 2 exons.
CGCAUACAUCUAAAGUCCACUUGUUGAGCCCCCUCCCCCUGCUAACCACACUUCCUUAUGUAACACAGUAAUCAGGUUUGCAGUUUAAAUUCUGGUGCAUUCAGGCGCUGGGCUUCACAUUUCUCCACUGACGCAGAGAUUUAAGGCUGUAACCAUGGGGUGCAUCCCAGGAGUUCCAGCCUUGCUUCUAAUUCUGAGCGUUUCCCUCCUGACUUGUCCCAGCGUUCAGGGCGGGAAGAUUCUGGUGUUCCCGGUUGACGGCAGCCACUGGGUCAACAUGAACCUGCUGAUCCAGAACCUCCACACAAGAGGCCACGAGGUCACUGUGGUGCGCACGUCCACCAGCUGGUAUGUCAAAGAGAACGCUCCACAUUACCGCUCCAUUACCAUCACCCUACCGGCCGCCAUCGUCAUAGAGGAGGAGGACUUCUUUGUUAGCUUUCUGGUCAAGAUGCUGGAGAUUAAGAAAGCGGGGGCAUCGCCUAUAGCCUUUAUAAACUUCUACUGGGAAAUGUUGAGUUCGCUGUCAGAUAUCCACAAACAAGCCAGCCUGGUGGGGGUAGAAAUACUUGAGAACAAGACUCUACUGCAGAGUAUUCGGGACACUCAGUUUGACAUGGUUCUUAUUGACCCAGGUUUGCCUGUUGGAGUUCUUGUGGCUCAUGAACUGAAGCUGCCAACUGUUUUUAAUGUGCGAUGGAUCACCAGUGGAGAGGGACAUUUUGUGGUGGCUCCAUCUCCAACAUCCUAUGUUCCAACUGCAGGAUAUGCCGCACCUACCGACAUGACCUUUUCGGAAAGAGUCCAGAACUUGUUGUUCUAUCUCCUCAACACAUGCAUUGACAAAUUUGUAGUAUGCCCUCACUAUGAUAGACUGGCAGCCAGAUACUUUGGUCCUGAUGUGAACUUCUAUCACCUUCUCCAAGGCGCGGACAUGUGGCUCAUGAGGGUGGACUUUGUCUUUGAAUUCCCGAGACCCACCAUGCCAAACAUCGCCUACAUCGGCGGCUUUCAGUGUAAGCCUUCUCAGGCUUUGUCGUCAGAGCUGGAGGAGUUUGUGCAAAGUUCAGGAGAGCACGGAUUCAUCCUCAUGUCUCUUGGCACACUGGUAAAAGGUCUACCCAUAGAAAUCACUUCUGAAAUUGCCGCUGCUUUUGCCCAAAUUCCUCAAAAGGUCAUAUGGAGACAUGUUGGUGAACCACCAAAAACUUUGGGCAACAACACCCUGCUGGUGAAGUGGAUGCCCCAGAAUGAUCUCUUGGGUCACCCAAAGGCCAGAGCCUUUGUGGCCCAUGGUGGCACCAAUGGAGUCUACGAGGCCAUCUACCACGGCGUACCAAUCAUAGGCAUACCGCUUCUGUUCGACCAGUUCGAGAACAUUUUGAGAUUAGAGGCACGAGGAGCCGCCAAGUCUCUGGAUGCAUCCAAACUCACAAGCCAGGACUUUCUAGAAACGAUACAAGAAGUUCUUCACAAUCCGUCUUACAGAAAUAACAUGAAACGCCUCUCUUCUCUCCAUCAGGACACGCCAAUGCAUCCUCUGGAAACCGCCAUUUACUGGAUCGAGUUUGUUAUCAGGCACAAAGGAGCUGCACAUUUACGCACUGAGUCUUAUAAGAUGCCUUGGUACGCUUACUACUCUGUGGAUGUCGUGGGCUUUUUAGUGGCAAUCUUGUUGAUUUUUAUAGCCGCUGUGGUGGGAACGAUACGGUUCCUUUGCCUCAGACUCUGCAGGAGCAGAAAACCAAAGCAGGAGUAGUUACUGACUCUGCACGCCAAAAGACUUCAAAUCAACAUGCCAUCUUAUAGUAUAGAGCCGUCCAUGAUUUAUAUUCUUAGCCGUGGUAGCAGCUUUGCUCCAGGGAAGUGUUGGCCGUUUAGUUAGGAUGAGUGUAUAAAAGCUGUUUUAGUCAAGAACUAGAGAAGAAGAAGAAGAACAUACUCACUGAUUAUUUGGAUGUUAGUAAGAGUUUUUAGAUCACGCUCAUUCUGUGUCAGUUUACAUGAAAUGUGAAGCUACGAGCUAACUAAAGAGCGCUAACAUUAGCAUGCUAACACAACAAUGCAGCUCAAGGCAAGGACAAUUUUGUCAUCCGCUUGCGCUAAACUGCUUCGUGCAAUCGUGAGGGGAGAGGGGUUGGAGGUGUGUCUCUGGAGGAGGGCGGAGGCUUCAGUGGAGGAGGCGUGGCCAAACAGCAGUUUGUUUUGGUUUCAUGCUGGAGCUCAAGGGCGACAUCUACUGGAUCAAAAAGUUGCACAUUCUUCCUUUUAAUGUUCCCGACUUAAAUAUCUCAACAGCUAUUGAAUUUACUGUUUUUGUUGGUCCAUGUGGUUGGCACUAUGAAGAAAUUUCACACACAAUCAACAUAUACUGUACACUAACACAUACACCAAAUGAUCAAAGUUAGUCAAUACUAUGAUUUUUUUUUUUAACUGUCUGUCUGUUCCACCACUGUGACAGCGAAUCAUGCAUUUUAGUUUGCACUAUUUUAAAAGUUUUAAAAUGUCCUAAUGACAUUUUAAAAGAUGAAAAAUAAACACAUUUAUAUGUCUUGUUUUUUUUAAUGUGAAGAUCAACAUGUUUAAAUAAAUGUUGCACCAUUGUUUUGUACUGUAAUGAGAAUGUAGUCCGACAAAGUUGUUUUUUAUAUGAAUAAAGAAAUACUUUAGGACA